AUGGAAGCAUGCGAUGGUACAGCGGGAGCGCAUCUCGAACUAGGCGUCAUUUAUCACCUGCUCAUGGAGCUAGACUCUAUCGAGAGAACCCUCAGAGGCCAGAUAGACUCCAUCAGAGCGCAAUCGAUAAAGGCCAAGUAUGUGGGAUCGACUAGGGAAGCAGAAAGCGAUGAUUGGCCCGGCGACUCUUUCCAGAAAUUUGUCCACGAACUGGAGCAGGCCAGGCAUCAAGUGGCGAGUUGGCACGCUUCUAUGCGCGAGGCUGCCAAUGCGUCUUCGCGCUCCCGGAUCCGUUCCCUCAACAUCUGGACCUGCCUGGCGAGUUAUUGA
Messenger RNA from Talaromyces atroroseus, 330 nucleotides. RefSeq lists its product as hypothetical. Bases 1 to 330 code for a protein of 109 amino acids. NCBI's taxonomy places the organism in Eukaryota, Fungi, Ascomycota, Eurotiomycetes, Eurotiales, Trichocomaceae. The transcript has a single exon. The record is from RefSeq and is a predicted model, not a curated record.